CAACUUUUAUUAUAAGACCAACCACAAAAUCGCGAAAAAAAAAUCUUCCGUCCCUUACAUUUCGGUGUCACAUGUCGACGUUUUCUAUGGAACAGCAGAUUUUUUGUUCGCAGUUUCGGGGUGGUCCCAUAGUAACAUUUGAUCAGUAUGACCUACAUAUCCUCCCCACAGUGUAUGGUCAGAUAUAAAGAAAUCACGCUGUAUGCUCAUAGUAUAUUACUAAAAUACCAACUCAGUGCUAUAUAAAUAUUAAAAUCACCAUUAAGAUACCAUGGCCAAUUAACAUUUUUAUACUGCCGAAAGUAGGUACUUCGGUAACAGUUAUUUCAUUUAAAUGAUGUAAUUAAUUAUGAGGUAAGAGUGUAGGUACUCUAAAAUUUCAAGCACUUUUUAUUUACCAAGUUAGUAACCUCACAGUAGAUAGUGUUUAGUAGACCGACCCGUCGACCGACCGUAAGAUAUCUAGAUUAAUCUAGAAGCCCACGUUUGAAAAAAGUUUUUUUUUUUCUCACCAAUAUUAUCAUUGGAGUGCAACUCGUCUCAACGUCUCUGCAAACCAUCAAGCGGGCCCUAUGCCCGUUUGCGUUCGACGAGUUAUGACUGAACUUAUCGUAGGAAGUGAGAGGAUGCACGAGAUCUAUUUCAGUCCCAAAUCAAAUCUUUGCGCCCAUCCCACGUGCAUUGCGAAUUCCUUGCACCGAGGCGGCGCAUGGAGCAAACAAGGGACAUUUUUAUCAUACAUAAUGAUGCUGUUAUCAAGUGGUCGCCUACAUAACACCGCGCUCAGCUCAGUCGAGUCUCCGCGACCAUCGCGCGCGCUGUGUUAAUAGUUCGGAACGAGGCGUCCGCGCGCCGACAGCAUAAUGAACGUAACUAUGGACACUGACAUUAUAAUGACUUCCGAAGGCAUGGAUGGCGUAUUGCGAGCGAAAAUAAUAACCAUGGUGACGCUAUUCGGUGUCUCCAUGCUAUUUGGAUGCUUACCCAUGCUCAUUUCACUAAAAUUCGACUGGUUUACGAAAAGCACCGGUACUGAUGUGCGGACUUCCAAUCAGUUUGUGAUGGGGCUGCUGGCGUUUGGUGGAGGUGUUCUAUUUGCCACCACUUUUAUGCAUUUGCUGCCGGAGGUGGAUUUAAACAUACAGCUGCUUCAAGAGGCUGGUGAUCUCGCAGACAUACCGCUGUACCUGGCCGCCCUCAUAAUGUGCGGGGGCUUCUUCAUGAUGUAUUUAAUCGAGGAGUUGGUACACGUUUACAUCAACAGCAGAGAGAACAAGACUGCCAACACUAGCUUUACUAGAGUCCUUAGUAUUAGAAGAACAAGUGUGCCUGAUACACCGGAACCUUUAAAGGAGGUUAACGUCCCGAAGAGUCAUGGGCACGGCCAUAGUCACCAACCUUUGGUGUCUGGAGACGAUCCUGUGACGCAGACGCUGAGGGGGCUCUUGAUUGUGUUGGCGUUGUCGAUCCAUGAGCUUUUUGAAGGGUUGGCUGUUGGAUUGGAGGCUUCUGCAGCGAAUGUGUGGUACAUGUUUGGUGCAGUCUCAGCUCACAAAUACAUCAUCGCCUUCUGCAUCGGCGUGGAGCUCAUAGCCGCCGGCACCAAGCGGUGGCUGUCUUUGGUCUACAUCUUCACGUUCUCGUUCGUGUCCGGGCUGGGUAUCGGCGUCGGGAUCCUGCUGGUCGGCGGUGCUGGCGCGGCUGAGGCUGGACUCUACUCAGUUAUACUGCAGGGCCUAGCAUGUGGCACGCUGAUGUACGUGGUGUUCUUCGAAGUGUGGCGGCAGGACCGCUCGGGAAUACUCCAGUUCGUCUGCUCCGUGCUAGGAUUCGUUGUCAUGGUGUCGCUGGAGCUGGUCGUGGAACUCUUCGUCGUUCCAGAUUAGCAGAACAAUUAGAAUCUAUUACCACAAAAUGUAUGUGUUUGAUCACAAUCCCAGUGCUUCCAAAUAACGGUGGGAAGAAGUUGAUAACUCCAGAUAUAAAAUUGAAGAAAUUUGAACCUUAUGUAAUUCUACUAUAUUUGAAGUUCAAUUUAACGAAUUAUCAACUUCUUACCUCAGUGUACGUAUAUAAACUACUAACAUUAAGUAGGUACUUCAGGGGCCCAUUUCUCAAACGGUAUUAGACUAAUAUUAUUAGUCUACAAACUGUCAAAUCGUAUGGGUUCAACAUACUAAUAAUAUUAGCCUAAUAUGGUCCGAGAAAUAGGUCCCAGCUUCAUGUAUUAAAUGAAUUCAGACUCUUAGGAUUGGAUAUCUAAAUCUAAUUUACCCUCAAACGGUUCAACUUUUAUUGCUGUGCCGCUUCUAUUGGGCUACGUACGUAAGUAAUAUUGUGUAUUAAGAAUGUGAAUAUUAUUAUAAAUACAAACCUAAUUAACAAUAGUAAGAUUAUUAUUGUAAUUUAGGUAAUUAAUAUAUAUAGGUAUGUAAUUCUAGUUGCUAUAAUAAAUGGAUAAAUGGACUUAUGAGGGUAGGUAUAGUCGAGUUACCUAUAAUUGUGUUUGUACAGUAUUAGACAAAUAAGUAUUUUAGUCGUUGAAAAUGCGUUGCAUGUUGAUCAGAAGCAUGUGUUUGUUAAAUAAAGUUUGUAUUAAAGCAACA
This is a messenger RNA of Cydia pomonella (codling moth), 2606 nucleotides long. Its product is annotated as zinc transporter ZIP1-like. The transcript has 5 exons. NCBI's taxonomy places the organism in Eukaryota, Metazoa, Arthropoda, Insecta, Lepidoptera, Tortricidae. Gene Ontology annotation, cellular component: plasma membrane. The record is from RefSeq and is a predicted model, not a curated record. Gene Ontology annotation, biological process: zinc ion transmembrane transport. Gene Ontology annotation, molecular function: zinc ion transmembrane transporter activity. Bases 864 to 1886 code for a protein of 340 amino acids.